GCAUCUUCACAGCGGGCGUAUCGGCAGCAGGAGCGGCAGCGGCAGGCGUCUAGACGGAGUAACAGCUCGUGGGAAAAACAAAACACGCUUCGCGAACAGUAAUGGCCGCCGUGGGGUGAAAUCAGAGGCGACGGAGAUAGAGUUACACCGCGUUUCAAGCCCCGCGUUGAAGGGGAUCGUUUUUAUCGGCGUCUACGAAUGACAUUGCGAUUCAUAGGGAUGUGAUCGAGAGGAGUGAGUUUGCCGGAUUGUUGUGUGUCAGUGCCGGGGGAAUCCCUGUCUCGUGUGCGGAAGUCUCGCUGGCUAGCGACAGCUAUGCUUUCUUUGUCUCUACCCUGAGUUUAUAAAGACUAUUUUCUGUGGAUUUAUGUGACAAAACUCUCGGCCCAGUUCCUCCGCGUCUUCUCUUUGGAUUACUAACGAUCAAGCGGAUUCACUCGAGGAGAACACAACCCUCUACGGAUUCACUCGAAACUUGUGGUGCAGCACGAAAUUGUUCGUAACGGCAGUGAGGGAAGUUUGACGUGAACAACAUGCAGCGACGGCACGGCGUGUUGUAGGUAGUAGCUCGGACAUCAGUCGCUCAGCUGACUCGAGCCCGUGAAGACCUACCGACCCUCCGAACCGUCCGGGUUCCUCAACAGGCGGCGGGUUCGGGAUGUAAACCGUCGAAGACAACCGGGGCUUGACGUUGAACCGCGUCCAAGUUUGACGACGAAGACGUCGCGGCUUGCCGAAACUGGAUGCUCUAUCAAUCGUUUUGCGUCAUUUCUCACGAAUACGCCGGCAAGUGUGUUGUGAAUACGACCGUGAUCCAUCGGCAAGUUUUCAUCGCGCGACAGUGAAAUUGUGAAAUUGAUAAAAGUGUUGUACCGCGUGUAAUCUAGGGUCCCCUGCCCGAGCGGAGUAAUUGGAUUUCCAGUGAAUAAUUAAUACGAGUGUGAUUUACGUUCGACAGUGUUUAAGAGAGAAAACCCGUCGCCCCCGCUCACCGCGCAGGAUUGUUGGUGCUAUCGCAUUCUCAUUUUCUUCUAUUACCAGAGUGAUUUAAAGACGUCAAAGUCAAGGCUUUUUUUUAUAUAUACUUUCGUCCCUUUCUUUCCUUCUCUUCACUUGCCUCUUUUUUUUCUAAACCUUUAUCUGUCUCAUUCUCGCCCGGUCUCUCUCUCUCUCUCUCUCUCUUUCUCUCUCUCUCCCUCUCUCUCAUUUCACUCACGAGGAAACACGUGUCAAGUCUGGCACGCUUGCGCCUACCGGCAAAUGACUUCCCGUCAAAUUGAUUUAAAAACUAGAGGUGAUAUAAAAUUAACGGUUUAAGUUGGUGUCGUAAAUCCUAAUUAUCGCCGUGUUAAGAAGGAAAAAAAAAAAAGAAUAAAGAAAGCGGGUGAAAAAGAAAAGUGUUCUGACAGUUUAAAACGUCCCACGACCCGACGUAUACGUAAAGGAAUAAAAGACAACAUUUAGGCAAUUAUGUAUUUAACGAAUUCACCCACGUCAAGCUACUUUCUAGUGAUGAAAAUAAUGAAAUAACCCCUUCAUCAGGUUAAUUAAAAAUUAGUGCAAUUUGAGUGAUAUUAAUAACACCAGGCUAAGGUAUGAAGAGUGUCGUGAUCUUUUGUUUAUAUUCUUUCAAAUUGUUUCUAAUAUAAUCUAGUGUACAUUGGUUAUUUUCUUUUACGUUCGACAGUGGUGAAAUAGUGAAUAAAUUCAAACUACACGCAAGGAAUUGAGAAAUAAACGCACGGAGUGAAAGAUUCCAAGUCAUUCGGCGGAUCAUGAAAUCGCGGCUUCGAUAAGGGUGCGAAAUUUUUUGGCGAUAGAAAGCAAACAGCCCGGCGUUGAUCGUCCCGUUGUCAGGUAAACUCGCUGAACUAUGAUCGGGAUGUCGACGCAUUUGUUGCUCUGGUUAUCGACGUUGUCGUGCGCGACGUUGGUCCGAGGCACAGGCGAAGGCGGGCCGAACAGCCCGGUGUACAACCUGGACGAGACGCCCUUGGAGAAGAACCUCGCCGCGAUAUUCAACAAAGUGUCGCACGGCUCGGCGACGACGAAACGAAGCGUACCCGUCUACGAGGCUCAGAUGUCGGCGAGCACGACAUUGUCGACGGUCCCGGCACCCCUCAGCACGACUCCGACCUCACCGUCGAUGAGGUAUCCGAUUCCACGUGCUACCAUGGCACCGGGAUUCCGGGAACUUCCCUCCUACGCGCCGCCGGCGAGGGCCUUCUUCACGCCUCCAUUACCGCCCGAAUACCUCAACCCGUUCGCCGACAAACCCACGCUCCGAGGCACCAACACCGACAGUCAUUCCGGGGUCCGGAGACCCGUACCGCCGCCGAGUCUGACUCCGGCCCACGAGAGGAUACCGAUAAGGCCCCCGGACCUGGUCGUCGGCUCCUCGUCCCAGAGCCCCGAGAAGCCACCGUCGUCGAGGAACAAACCUUUGAACACGCCGAGCAGGGAACAGCAGAAGGGUGCCGAGGCGGGCGUGGAUUCCGACCGGAAGAACGUCACGGCGAGCGAGUUUGUGCCGACCCUACACUUUCCGAGCAUAUCUAGAAUUCUCUCGGGCAGCAACGGGAGGAAACAGGAUAUACCAGAUAUCCUCUUGCGACCGCUGUCCACGAAACCCCCGCCGUUUCACAACGUCCCUCCGGCAUCGACCACCGAGGGACCCUCCACCACCAGCACUCAGAGAACGAUAACCAAGGUCUCCGAUACCGUCACCUACCCGACGAUAUUUAACCUACCGAACACCAGGCGGCAGGAGGAGGAGGACAACGGUGAUCAUAAUCUAAAGGAUGAGAACGGCGAUGCGCACGGAAUCAGGACCGAGCAUAUUGGGAUAGUGGGCGCCGAAAGACUCCCUCGUCCUCAGGCCCAGCCGCCGGACUCUUCGAAGAGGCCGCCGGACAACAACGGCGUGAUUAAUCACGUCGACUCUCACCCCCUCGAAUCGACCUGGAGGAUAGCCUGGUCCCUCCACGUAUACGUAGCCGCGAUAAUGUUCACCCUCAUGGCCUUGUACUCGAUAUACAAAAUCGUACGUUUCAACGAGGCGACCAAUCUCCUGAGCCAGUCGUAUUUCCUCACUCUGCAUCUUCUGCUCACCACCGUUUGCACACUGAGGUGUUUCCACCUGUUCUACGACCCUUACAACCGCGGUCACUCGCUAUCCAAACCUCUUUCGGGGGUGCUGAUGAACCUACCGGCUCCCCUGCUCACCACCGCGUUCGCCACCCUCGUACUUUACCUGGCGAGAUGCUCGCAGGCACCCUCGUUGAACAACAAGUUCGUAUCGCCAGCAGCCCUUGUCCUCUGCUCGGCCGUCCACGUCGUCUUGUGCAUAUCACUCCACGUUUCCGCCCAUGUGCUCGGAUACAGCAACGCCGAUGAUAUUCUCCCGCUUGUCUGCCAGUGCAUUUAUAUCGUCGUGUGCGUCACUCUGGGCCUGUGCUACAUGUACGUGUACCGAGUAGCCAGGUCCCAGAUCCAAAUUACGAACGCUAAAUCCGUUGGGAAUCACGUCGGGGCCGACCCCACGACCGUUGCCCUGAGCACCGCCAUCACCACGACAAUAGCAACCGCUAUGCUCUCGAUUCUCAUGGGAUUCGUACAGCUAUACGAAAUAUUCGGCGUUCAGGAACGAAUCGACGAUCCUUAUCCGUGGCUACGAUGGGGAUGGGAGUUCUCCGUCAGGCUUCUCGAACUCUCGAUGUGCGGUUUACUCGUAUGGGUUGGAAGCCUCUCGCAGUAUCCGCUUCGCGAGAAACAGUUGCAGCAGCACUCUGCCCAUUCGGGUUUCGCUCUGUUUCCAUGCGGCAGUUCAACGUCGACCGAAAAUAUGGACGACGUUCUCUAUCCGGCUAUAUGCAGCACGAAUCAAGCGAUUCAGAACUACAAUAUACGGACUGGAAAACAGAUAUACGACGACAGUUUCCCCCUUAAUACGCUGCCGGAACACUUGAAUAUAUCCGGAACGUUCGAACGACACUCGAUCAGAAAGUCCGGGACUAUGGGACACUUUCCCCACGAAGCUCGUAGCUCCCUUAAUCGGCACGGUAACGGCGUACAAACUCUGAAGACCUCCUCCGACGUCAGGGGUAGGCAUACACCGAUUCAAAAUCUUCACGAACAGCAACCGCCGACUUCCGGAUCCACGAUGCUCGUUGCCGAGGACGGCUUCGUAAGGUUCCGAAGUCUCGGCACCGAGGAGGACGAAUUGUCGGACUCUCAGAGUAUCGUCGGGACUCACGGACGCGGAAGCUCCCUCGCCGGCAGCGUUAGAUAUAACGCCCGGCAUCCGGGCAUUCAACAUCAGCAUCAACACUCUCACUCCAGUCAUCAGGGUCACCAUCAGAGUCAUCAUCAGCUUUACAACAACACGUAGGCCGGGGGUGCAUCAGUCAGGACUGAAGAGUCUUCGCUCGCGCUGUUCGAGUAAAUGCUUAAACGUUUCGGCGAUCAAGAUGAGGACGACUAAGCCGAGGACGGCACAGCGCGGACAACGCCUCGUUGAGUCCGUCUAAAAGAAAGACAGGGAAAAAAAAGAUCACUAAAAGAGGAGAAAAAGAAGAAAACCACCUGAUCGAUCUGAUGUAAGAUAUAUUGUCCCGUGUAUAGAUAUCCAUCCGUGGCCCCCUGAUCUGAUACUGUGCUGCUCAAACUCUUGACGACGCGAGAUAUUGAUAUUUAUUUUAAAAAGAUGAAUGACGAACAAGAAAAAAAGGACAUUUAAUCGUAAUUUCAAGGACAGGACGAUGACAGGUCUAUUAUACGAUACCGAAGUAAAAAGUACUUAAUAAGUUAUAUAAUAAAUUAUUUAAACCUCGUGAGUACCGGGAGUAAGUUAUGCGAAUGGCUUUAUGUCUGGUUGAUCGGUACAACGCGAUACGAAAUGUGACGCGAUUCUAUUCCGUUUCCAAGCUCUCUAUCACAAAUUUCUAUAAAAUUCGCCAUAAUUCGCCCUGACUUCGUUAGUUUUCAAAUUGAAGAACACACGUAUGAUAACGAUCGGUCGGCGGGAUCGCGGUCCAAGAAAUUUGACAAGAGUCGUAUCGAGUCGGUGCAUUGAUCACGGCGCGUGGGUGUAAUGGACUUUAAUUCGCGCGGCAGCGCCGAGGGCGAUUCAGGCCGAACCCUCGAAGAGAGAUCGAAUCUGUCCUUUGAGAUUCCUCGAAAGCACACUCGACACACCGCGAUGAUUCCUUCUUCGGUGGCUUACUCUCGGUACCGUCGUAUAACGACUCCACCGUUGGGUCCAAGACGGAAAGAAGAGAGGGAGGGGGGGGGGGGGGGUGCAGUGCAAUAAAAGGUCCAAAGGGGGCAUUUGUACAGCCGUCACUUAUUUAAAGAAAUAUAACAAAAUUUAAAAAGUAAAAAAAGGAAAUGAAAAAGAAUUAACUAUUAGUUUAAGUUAUACCUUAGUUAGCGUUUAAGCAUAGAUCUAAGUUCCUCGAUCAAUGGUUAAGUUAGCCACCGAACUGAAACGAGAUAUUAAUUAACGAUUUUAUUAAUGAAAAUUUGAAAUACAGGAAACAUGUACACAGUAUGAAACGAUCAAGCGCGACACGUGACUAAAGAUGAAUUCUUUAAGGAGAGAAGAGACUUCUUUCGUUGGCAUACAUACAAUGCAUCGCCAAACCAAAUUGUGCUUGCGUACGCCGAGAUAAUAUCGCCACUGAUG
Molecule: messenger RNA, 5686 nt
Organism: Neodiprion virginianus
Lineage: Eukaryota; Metazoa; Arthropoda; Insecta; Hymenoptera; Diprionidae
Product: proline-rich transmembrane protein 4
Exons: 4
Coding region: 1874-4390 (838 amino acids)
Source: RefSeq, a predicted model, not a curated record